AUGACUACAAUUGGAUAUGGAGACAUUACUCCUGCUAAUGCUGCUGAGUCUUUAUUUGUUACAGUUAUAAUGAUAUUUAUGAGUUGUGUUUUUGCUUAUUCUAUAAAUAAUAUUGGUCUUAUUCUGUAGGAGAUUGAAAAAGAUUCUAAAGAGCUGAAUGAUAAACUUUCAAUAAUUCAUAAAUUCAUGGAGAUGAAAGGAGUCAAUUUAGAACUGCAAAGAAGAGUUAAACAUUACUUGCAUUUCUUAUCAUAAGAAUCUAAAGAUAGAAAUAAACAAGAAGAAGAUAUCAUUUUACAAAUGCUUUCAAACAAACUUAGGGAUGAAGUACUAAAAGAAAUAAAUUUUAAAGUGAUUUAACAAAUAGGUUGUUUGUCUAAUUGCUUUUCACAGAAGGUUAUUUAAGAGUUAAUUUUUAUCAUAGAAGAGAUUUUAGUAUAGCCAAAUCAGAUUAUUUUCAAAGAAGGUGAAAUAGAUGAAGAUCAGUGCAUGUAUUUUAUUUGGAAUGGAAAAGUAGAUAUUUUUUAUUCAGAUAUCAGUAAGCAAAAGUUGAAUAACUCAAAAACCUUAACAACUUUAGAGGCAAAUUAAACUUUCGGAGAGAUUUCUUUCUUUUCUGGAUUUGCAAGAAGUGCUUCAGCAAGAAGCGUAAAUCUAGCAACUCUUUAUAAAAUAUCAAGAGUUAAAUUUUAAAAAAUCCUUUCUCAUCAUUUAGGAGACUUUGAGAAGUUUAAGAUGAUUGAGGAAUAGAUAAAAAGUUAAGAUAAUUUAUCAGCAAUUUAAUUAGAAUGCUACAAUUCAUCUUUCAACAACGAUAAAAGAUUCAAUAAAUUAAUAGUUCUGAUCUCUCAGUUAAUUUAAUUAGUAGAAAUAAACAUUUAGAUUUCUAAGAAAUUAAAAUAACAGGCUGUUUAUUUAGGUUCGAAGGUUUUUAAAAUGUUUGAAAAAAAUUCAAUUGAGAGCCAAAGUGAUUAAGAAGGAGAACAGACAAUUACUAAGAAAAAAAAUUUAGAUGAUCUUUCAUCAGACUCUUCUUAGAGCUCAAGUAAUUCAAGAGAAAGCCAAUCUUAAACAUCCAUAAAUAAUAUUAAAACAUCACAAAAGAAGCAAAAGUAAACACAAAAUAAGAAAAAUAAAUCUAUACCUGAUAAAAAACCGUCUAUUGAAAACCAUAAUUCUAAAUUAAUAGAUCAUGAUUAAUGUAAAGUAGCUGCUCCUAUUGAAUAAAAUUAGAAAAGUUCUGUCAAUUUAAACGAAAUAUAAAUAGAAAAAUAACUAAGCAAUAUUUAAAAUAAUGAAAAAAAUAAUUAAAGACAAUCUUAAUAACUCUCAAUAGAAAAUAAAAGUUAAGAUAAGAUUACGAGUAAUUCGAUAAAUUAAAGUACUGAAUUAGUGGUAAAUCAUAGAGAGGGUAUUUCUGAUAGAAAGAUUUCUCAGCAAGCUUCAAUACAGUAGAGUUCUAUGCAAUUGAAUUUAUUGUGCUCUUCGUUAGUAAAUAUUGUGAAGCAACAAGAAAUUCAAAUCUAAAACUUAAAUUAGCAAAGAUAAAACUAAAAAAAGAGCAUGAACAGCUCAAAAGUUUUAGACUAAUUCUGUGAUCCAAAUGUAUAAGCUUAGGCUGCUAUUUAAAAAAACAUAUUAAAUGAAUUUGAUAAAGCUAAAAAUUUCUUACAUUUCUUCCCUCAUAAUAAUUUAAGAACAGUCCUCAAACAAGUUAAAAUAGCUCAAUAAAAAAAAAAUAAUAUAAAUAUCAAAAAUAAAAAUGCUUAACAGCCAAGGAGGCGCUAAAAUGUAAAUUUAGCGUAAUCGAUUUUUGAUAAAAAAACUAAAAUCGUAAUAGAAAACCAAGAUUUAAUUGAGUAUUUGAACAGAUCAAAACCUACUUUCUGUUCGUAUGGUUUUUAUAUAAAAAAUGUUGCCUUACAUCCUUUGAGAGCAUCUUAAUCAACCUUAUCAUGA
This is a messenger RNA of Tetrahymena thermophila SB210, 1959 nucleotides long. RefSeq names its product cyclic nucleotide-binding domain protein. NCBI's taxonomy places the organism in Eukaryota, Ciliophora, Oligohymenophorea, Hymenostomatida, Tetrahymenidae. The transcript has 5 exons. The record is from RefSeq and is a predicted model, not a curated record.